This is a messenger RNA of Colias croceus (clouded yellow), 591 nucleotides long. RefSeq lists its product as uncharacterized. The transcript has 3 exons. The record is from RefSeq and is a predicted model, not a curated record. The annotation marks the transcript as partial. NCBI's taxonomy places the organism in Eukaryota, Metazoa, Arthropoda, Insecta, Lepidoptera, Pieridae.
AUAGAUCCAGUCGAAGUGCGCGCCGUUGAAUUGAAUAGUGUUCUUCAUUUAAUUAACACUCGCACACCGGUAUCCAAGUAUAAUGUAAUAUGUCACUCUGAUUGCUGGAAUAACAAUAAUUUAUUUAAAUAUCAGGGCGAAAAUCCAGUCGACGUAGUUUUGGUGGAUUACCAAUUGGCGCGUUUUGCAUCGCCGGUUACGGAUAUUUCGUAUUUCUUGUACAUGAGUGCAAAUUAUGACUUUCUCUCCAAAUAUUACGAUCAGCUACUAGACAUUUAUUACGGAACAGUGGCAGGUAUCCUCCGUGAGUGUGAUAUUGAUAUAGAAGAAACAUUUCCUCGGCAUAUAUUGCAGGAUCAUUUGAAAGAAUAUUCAGUUCUGGGUCUCGUUGAAGCUCUAAUAUCAAUGAAAAUUGUGACCGCGGAGUCUGAGGAGGCUCAAAAAAUGCUUGAAAUGAAACACCAAGCGCCAAAUGACUUGCACGAGUAUGAAACACAGAAUCAAAUUAUGUUCGUUGAACGAGUUAACGGAAUUGUUAAGUUUUUUUUCGAACGAAACUUCACUCUAGAUGGAGUUUUAAUAAAGCAAUAA